Messenger RNA from Staurois parvus, 351 nucleotides. The record is from the annotation of a GenBank genome assembly. NCBI's taxonomy places the organism in Eukaryota, Metazoa, Chordata, Amphibia, Anura, Ranidae.
UAUAAACUAAUUUGGGUUUUUUUUUUACUAAAAAGAUUUUGGCUGAAAUUUGGGCCGAAAUUUGAUUUUAAACUUUUUUUAUUACCAGACAUGUUUAAUAACAAAAAUCAAAAGUAUUGUUUUAUUUUUCACAAUUGUUGGUCUUUUUUUGUUUAUAGCACAAAAAAAAAAAACGGACAGGCGAUCAAAUACCACCGAAAGAAAGCUCUAUUUGUGGGAAAAAAGGACAAAAAUUUAAUUUUUGUCCAACGUUGCAUGUUCGCACAAUUGUCAGUUAACGUAAUGCAGCACCGUAUCGCAAAAAAUGGCCUGAUCAGGAAGGGGGGUAAAUCCUCUGGAGGGCAAGUGGUU